AUGGUGUUGCGCUGUGUGGUGGUUGACUGCGGUGGAGUCACCCAUCCCGACUCGGGUCUGAAGGAGGCAGUUCGUCGUCGAGUGCCUUCGGAAAUCUCAGACGAUGCUGCAAAGGCUGCCAAAGCAGCUUGGAAUGCUGUCAAGGAGAACCCAGCAGUCACGAAGGACACCUUCUGGCAGAUGGUUUGUGAAUCAAGCGGUCUGGACCCGUCUUCCGCAAAAGAAGCUGAUGCUGACAUAUGUGGCACCCUGCGAAGAUCCACGGCUGCAGCAAAUACGCCUGUGUGUUUGUGUUGUCACUAUUCCGAGACGUUGGAGGUGUUGAAAAAUGCCCGCGAUCAGGGCAUCGUGCUCGGCGUCAUUUCGAACCACUUGGGCUUCUGGUUUCAUGAGGAGUGCGCGACUCCUUGUGGGCUUCGAGACCUAGUCUCUCCAGAGCUCGUCCUGGUGAGUUCCGAGGUGGGCUGUUCCAAGCCUGGCAAUCGGAUCUUCGAGCUUUUCCUGGAGCGUUUGCACGCACAGCAUCCAGGGUUGACGGCGGCUGAUUGUAUCUUUGUGGACGACAAGGUGGACAACGUGACGGCCGCACAGGCCCUGGGGUUUCAGGGCCUUUGCUUCAAUGCCAAAACCGCUGCGCCUGGAGCCUUGGCAGAGGAGCACUCAGAGCUGUCAGAAUUCAGUGUGGGUUCUGGCACCUCUCCAAAUGGUCAGGCAAUGAUGUCUGGCGACUGGGUUUGUCCCAACUGCCAAGACCUUGUCUUUGCAAGGAACAGUCACUGUCGGCGAUGCAGUACACCCAGGCCGGAGCAGCCUUUCGUCCCACCAGGCUUCCCUGGCUACCCUGGCUACCCCGGCUACUCCGGAUACUUCCCGUGGUGGGGUUAUCCGCCACCGCUCAUGAAGAGGGACAGCAGCAGUUCCGACAGCGACUCUUCUGAGGAUUCCACAUCCGACUCGAGCGAGGAGGAUGCAAGGAAAGCAGCAGCUUCAAAAGCGCGGCUGAAGGCGCGCGAGAAGGUCGAGGAGGAGCGAGCGGAGCGAAGAGCCAAGGAAUUGAGAAGGAAGGGCAAGAAACAACAGGCCUCGUCCGACAGCAAGGAGCAAGACAGCGAAACAGCAAAGAAGAAACUCAAGAGGAAAGCCAAGGAGGACAGCGAUAGCGACAAGGAUGAAGACGGUAAAGCCAAUGCAGAAGGACAACCAGAAAAGCCAAAAAAUAACAGAAAAGACAAGAAGAAGGAGAAGGAGAAGGAUAAAGAGAAGGAGAAGGAGAAAGAGAAGAAAGAGAAGAAGGAGAAGAAGGAGAAGGAGAAGGAGAAGGUGCCUUCUAAAAGCCACGGCAAAACGAAGCAAGAGCACGAAAAAAAGGUAAAGAAAGAGAAGCAGAAAAAGCGGAAGCAAGGGGCAAGCGACGACAGUGACGAGGAGAAGUCGGCAAGCGAGGUGUCCAGCCCAAAGUCGGAUGGGCAGAAGCGAAGAGCCGAAAAGAAAGGGAAGGCGAAGAAGGAGAGAAAAGAGAAGAGCCAGAUGAAGGCCAAGAGCAAGACGAAAGACGUGGCAGAUGGCGAGGAGAGUUCCAAAGAGCACGACAAGGCCAAGAAGCAGAAGCGGAAAACGGAGAGUGAAGAAGGAAGCAAAGAGAAAUCAAGCCAGAGCAGCCCAGAGAGCCGGGGCAACAAAAAGAAAAGGAGGAAAGCCAGCUCCGAUGAAUCUUAA
Molecule: messenger RNA, 1716 nt
Organism: Symbiodinium sp. CCMP2592
Lineage: Eukaryota; Dinophyceae; Suessiales; Symbiodiniaceae
Source: the annotation of a GenBank genome assembly